Molecule: messenger RNA, 479 nt
Organism: Abrus precatorius (Indian licorice)
Lineage: Eukaryota; Viridiplantae; Streptophyta; Magnoliopsida; Fabales; Fabaceae
Exons: 1
Coding region: 36-458 (140 amino acids)
Source: RefSeq, a predicted model, not a curated record
UUUCUAGUUAAGAAUUGCAAAGCAUAACAUUAUAUAUGUAUAAUCAUCAUAUAUGUAAACACUUCAAUUUUUCAUAUCCCAUUUUCAUAUAUCACUCUCCUAUGGCUCGUCCACUUCUAGUGAUCCACCCUCUACCAAGCACUUCACAUAUUGGCCUUGCAGUUAUGACCCUAAUGCUGUGUGCAAUUGCACUGCUUAUGUGUGCUUCUCAUUCACGCAAAUGGCGUCAGUGGGUCUCUUGCUAUGAUGCCUUUGGCGAAGAACCAGUAAUUGAGCUCAACAAUGAACCUGUGAUUAGUGGCAGUGAACCACAAGAAGAGGCUUCACUUUGGCAGAAGAACAUACUGAUGGGUGGAAAGUGCCAGCUCCCUGAUUUUUCCGGUGUCAUCAUAUAUGAUUCCAAUGGCAAUAUAGUAAAUCCUGCUAAAAAUUCUCGUUCAUUACUAACCUGGAAAUAAGGAUUUUAAGAAACCCACAAC